This is a messenger RNA of Rhizophagus irregularis DAOM 181602=DAOM 197198, 2856 nucleotides long. RefSeq lists its product as uncharacterized. Lineage: Eukaryota; Fungi; Glomeromycota; Glomeromycetes; Glomerales; Glomeraceae. Gene Ontology annotation, biological process: transmembrane transport. The record is from RefSeq and is a predicted model, not a curated record. Gene Ontology annotation, molecular function: ABC-type transporter activity; ATP hydrolysis activity; ATP binding. Gene Ontology annotation, cellular component: vacuolar membrane.
CAUUACCAGACAAAAUUUUAUGAAAUAAUAAAUAACCAUGAAAAAUUUGCCUGUAUCUUUUUCGGCCGAAUCUCCGGGAAAGGUUUUGUUUUCCCCAACUUCUGGAAUUUCUUUGUUCUCAUUAUUCCCUUUAUUUUUAUUCGUCCCGGUAUUUUUAUUAUCAUUUAUAAUAUUAUUUGGCACGUAUAGAUUAGUUAAACUUCGAACAAUAGAGUAUAAUCCAUUAAUAGAUAGACGACGGUUGUCGCCUUUAUCCCGAAUAAUUUAUGGAACAAGCGGUUUUAUAUUACUUUCUUAUCUUGCCGAUUGUGCCGUGAUCAUCGUUAGAGCAUUAGAAUCUAAAGUUUGGACCUCAAAUUAUAUCGUUUUUUAUGAAGUUGGAUCAUGGGCAGCUUGGGUUUUAAAUUUAUCAUUGAUGGUUUAUGAAAGAAAGAAAUUGGGAAAAUGGUCAUCAGUGAAUUAUUGCUUUUAUUUUUUGUCUCUUUCUGCUGAAUCGUUAAUCUUUCAUUAUUGGAUAACUCAUUUUAUAUCUAAUAAACCUGGAGAUGUAAUUUCAUUUUAUGAUCAAGCUCUUGUUUAUAUAACUUCCAUUCGUUAUGUUUCACUCAUCAUUGUAAGUUUUGCAUCGUUGAUUCAUGCCUUUCGCUCCUCUUCUGGCCGAGAAGAUUUUGAAUCAGGUCGAGGACUUCUUGGUGACGAUUCAUCUUAUGGUACCUUUCCAUCUAAUGAAAAUGUUGAUCAAACAGGUCAACAGCAAAGGCAACCUGAAAAGGGUGCCUUUUCUGAUUUUUUUGAGAAAAUGGGCAGUCUUUUACCAUUUUUAUGGCCCAAGAAGAACUUUCUACUACAAUUUUUAGUAUUUGUAUGCGUUGGUUUAUUAAUUGCUGGACGUAUUAUAAAUGUGUUGACUCCACAACAAUUAAAGACUAUUACAAAUGAGUUGGUUGGUGAAGAUGGUCCACCGAGAUUUGCAUGGGAAUCGAUUGCAUUAUACGUUUUACUUAGAUUUUUGCAAGGUGGUGUUGGUCUAAUUCAAUCAACGCAAAAUUUUCUAUGGAUUCCCAUUGGCCAGUAUACAACCCGUGAAAUUUCUGUCAAAAUGUUCGAGCAUUUGCAUGGGCUUUCAUUGGAUUAUCAUAUAAAUCGUAAAACAGGAGAAGUUUUACGCGUUAUGGAUCGAGGAACGAAUAGUAUCAUUUCAUUACUUAAUCAAAUUAUAUUUCAGAUUUUCCCUGUACUUGUUGACAUUGUAAUAGCAGUUAUAUAUUUUGUUGUCGAAUUUGGUUGGAUUUUUGGGGUUAUAGUUUUUAUUACGAUGGGAAGUUAUAUUUAUGUCACAGUUUUGAUUACUGAAUGGAGAACCAGUUUCAGACGUGAAAUGAUUGAUUUAGAUAAUGAUGCGCGAUCCAAAGCUGUGGAUUCACUUUUGAAUUUUGAGACUGUCAAAUAUUAUAAUGCUGAGCAAUUUGAAAUUAGAAGAUAUGAUGAGGCUAUUGUCAAGUUUCAAGUCGCUGAUUAUAAAGUAUCAGCGACACUUAACAUGCUUAAUCUUAGUCAAAAUUUAGUUAUUACGAUAGGAUUAUUAGCAGGGUGUUUGUUAUGUGCUUGGAAAGUGGCUCGUGGAGAUUUUAGAGUUGGUGAUUUUAUUCUCUUUGUCACUUAUAUCAAUCAAUUAUACGGUCCGCUCAAUUGGUUUGGAACAUAUUACCGUAUAAUUCAACAAAAUUUCAUUGAUAUGGAAAAAAUGCUUGCAUUAUUUAAAGAACAACAAAGUGUUCAAGAUGCGCCUGACGCAACAGAAUUGAAAGUUACUGAAGGAUCGGUCGUUUUCGAGAAUGUUGGAUUUGCAUAUGAUCAAAGACAAACGGCUCUCGAUGGUAUUUCGUUUGAAAUUCCAAAAGGAAAAACAGUUGCUUUAGUAGGUCCUAGUGGUGGCGGAAAAUCAACUAUCCUUCGACUUCUUUUCCGAUUUUAUGACGUUAAUUCGGGAAGAAUAUUAAUAGACGGACAAGAUAUUCGUUCUGUUAAACAAGAAAGUUUGCGAAGAAAUAUUGGAGUUGUACCACAAGAUACUGUUUUAUUUAAUGACACGAUUUUCUAUAAUAUUCAUUAUGGAAACAUCAAUGCAAGCGAUGAGGAAGUUCAUAAAUCUGCAAAAGCUUCUCAAAUUCAUGAUCGUAUUUUAAAUUUCCCUGAUGGAUAUGAAACACGUGUGGGAGAACGUGGACUACGUUUAAGUGGUGGUGAAAAACAGAGAGUUGCUAUUGCUAGGACAAUAUUAAAGGAUCCACCGAUAAUUCUUCUCGAUGAAGCCACGUCCGCUCUUGAUACUACCACAGAAAGACAAAUUCAAUAUGCUCUUUCACAUAUGACGAAAGAUCGUACAACUUUAGUAAUUGCACAUAGAUUGAGUACAAUUGUUAAUGCUGAUUUGAUUCUUUGCAUUAAGGAUGGAAAAGUUGCUGAACAGGGAACUCACGAUGAACUUAUUCGAAAAGCCGAAGAAAACGGAGGAGAUGGUAUAUACUAUGAAAUGUGGCAAAAACAAAUAAGAGAUGAAUCAGAAGGAAAAAUCAUUGGAGAAAAUGAAGGUUCGAGUAAAAGUGGCGGCGAUGAUUCCAAGAACAAUGAAACAUAAGGACAACAUCCAACAUAUCAUGGGCAUAAUGGGCAUUAAUAAUUUUACAUAUAAGAGCAUUCUUGUUUCAUCAAUUUGCCAUAAUAGUAGUAGUAUAUUUUUAAUAAUUAAUUGUACAAUAGGUUAUUAAUUAACUUACCAAUAUACUGUAUUUAUUUGUAUUUAUUUGUACAAUAAGUUAUUAAUUAACCUUAAUAAAUAUAAUAAUUUCGUUAUCC